UUGUUGCAUGUGGCAAACCUGCUUCAGAUUUUGAAGUUUGGCGCCGGCGGUACGAGAAGCAGUCUGUGUAUGUUGCGACGUGUUGUUCUGGAAGUUUGGAAUCAUGAGUGAAACUGUGUGUUGCAUCUUGCAGAAUGGUAGCCCAAGCAAGAAAGAAACAGCAGGGAAACAUAACAUUUCAAACACUGCAUUGAAAAAUGUGGCUGAAAAUGGAACAGAUGUGACAUUCGAGAAGACAAAUGGUGCCCUUCCUGUUCAUGAAGAGUAUCAGUAUCUCAAACACAUUGAAAGAAUAAUUUCGCAUGGGAACAAGAAGAGUGAUAGGACUGGUGUUGGAACAUUGUCGCUUUUUGGAGCCCAAAUGCGAUAUUCAUUGAGAGAAGGUGUUUUUCCACUAUUCACCACCAAAAGAGUGUUCUGGAGGGCUGUUGUUGAAGAGCUCUUGUGGUUCAUACGUGGAUCAACCAAUGCUAAAGAAUUACAAGCCAAGGGAAUAAAUAUUUGGAAUGGAAAUAGCUCAAGGGAAUUUCUCGACAGUUUAGGAUUUCAUGACAGAGAAGAAGGUGACCUGGGUCCAGUAUAUGGUUUUCAGUGGCGCCACUUUGGGGCAGGCUAUAAAGGACCACAUGCAAACUAUGAAGGAAAAGGUGUUGAUCAACUCCAGCAAGUAAUAAACAUGCUACGUUCAAAUCCAGAUGACCGCCGUAUUAUCAUGAGUGCAUGGAACCCCCCAGACUUGGGCUUAAUGGCACUGCCCCCUUGCCAUUGCUUGGUCCAGUUUUAUGUAGCAAAUGGGGAGUUGUCAUGUCAGCUGUAUCAGAGGUCAGCAGAUAUGGGACUUGGGGUGCCAUUUAAUGUUGCCAGCUAUGCUCUGUUGACAUGCAUGUUAGCUGCUGUCACCAACUUGAAGCCUGGUGAGUUUAUACACACUACUGGUGAUACACACGUCUACUUGAACCACAUUGAGGCACUGAAAGUGCAGAUAAAGCGUGAGCCUCGUCCUUUCCCUAAGCUGGUAAUAAAACGUCAAGUCGCCGACAUUGAAGAAUUCAAGCUAGAAGAUUUUGAGCUUCAGAAUUAUAAUCCUCAUCCCAAAAUUGAGAUGGAAAUGGCAGUAUAGAAAGUCAGCCGAGCUUUCUAACAUUUAUAUUCUUCAGUAUUUUAAUCUUUCCAGUGUAAGAACCAAAGAUUGUGAAAAUUUUAUACAUAUGUAUUUGAUAAUUAUAACUUUUAGUUGUACUAUUAAGUGUUAUUUAUAGAAACAAUAUAUUUUAAGAUUUUGCGUACACUGUUUCACUGAAAAUAAAAACAAAUAUAUAAUAAAUACACAUUUUAAUUGUAAUAUCUCGCCACACUUUUGACUGUAUGUGAUCACCCUGUUGGAUAUCUUAAUGUACAUCUGCAGCUAUUGUAUUUUCAAGCUUGUCUCUGGUACGACUGACUUCAUCAGUCUGAGAGUCAUCUGUGAGAUGAUAAAGGUUAUAGAUCAGCAGUCAGAGUGCUUUUCAUCUAUUACAUACACAUGGCAGUCAUGAAGAAAGUACACCUGCUUCCUCAUAUGCUAUUUUUGGAGUCUCUUAGCAGUGCCAGUGAAACUUGAUCUUAACCACAUUUUAAAUGUACUUGACAUCUUCUGUUGCUAUCUACUUGUCGUUUUACACUUCAGACCAGCACCCAAUGAACCCAGUUAUAGCUGUAAUACGAAACUCUUGCAGUUAUAUCCUUCCCAUUUGGUAGUGUGACAAUGAAAAUAUUUUUUCUGGAAUAUAGCGUAGUUAGAUAGAUAACAGAUCUGCUCCUCAAGCAGUGGCUAGAGAAAACACACACAAAAGGUUAUACUUCUGCAAGCUUUCAGAGCCAGUGGCUUGAUUGAAUGGGAGGGAAGAGAGGUGAAGGAAAAAGACUGGAGAGACUAGGAAAAGGCUGUAGAUUUCAGAAAAGUCACCCAGAACCAUGGGUCAGGGAAUAAGGAAAGACUAUCCCAUCCAGUAAGUCUGCCUUGACUAACAGUUCAGGGUGAGUUUCGAGAAACCGACUCCUUUCCCUAAUCAUCUUCGGUCCUUUUCCUCCAACUCUUCUUCCAGAAGGAGCCACUGGCUCCGAAAGCUUGGAUAAAUACAACCUACUUUUAUGUAUGUGUUCUCCUGCUACCACUUUAUCAGUAGAUUUUUUUAGCUAUCUGAUUAUGUUCCAUUUGGUAGUGUGGUUUUUAUUGUUUUCUUUGUCAUCUCAACUGCUGUUUUGUAGAUUUUCUAUUUGUACCAGUCAGUGUCAUCUGCACUUCGGUUCUACUUCUGUUUCCUGGCUUUUUGUAUCUUGGGUGUUAUUGUUGUUUCACUAUAAAUUACUGUAUUUUCACAUGCUGAUUUACCACCAUCGACUGUGCCUCGUGUGAUAAGUUUAUUUUAUUCCCAGCCCAGUUCUGUAAUAGCUUUGUUGCUUAUAAGAUUCUAGAAGUUUGUAUUUCUGACAAUUUUGUUUGUUUGUGUUUGUCUGUUGCCUGCCCCCUGAUAAUUAAGAAGUUCUCCAUGGAAAGCAAGUGAGCAAAGGGGAGGUUCAUUGAUGUUAUUUGCCACGUGGAAAUUUCUGAGGUUGCAGCAUUCUAGGCCAGAUGAAAGGAUAUUGGAAGCAAUGGAUUGAGAGAAUAAAGUCAAUGGAUUUAGGCCCCAAUACUUCGUGUGUGUACAUUCCUUUUUACAAGAAAUAUAUAUUCAUAAACCAAACAUCCUGCUACAGCAUGAUUUAGUGCACACAUAAUUACCAUGUUUUACAUAGUUUUUUGAUGUAGAUUCCUUAAUUGUGGACAAUAAGUGUUACAAUGUUAUCAAAAGGAAAGUUGCUACUCACUGUCUUGACAGCAUUUUUGCUGUACAGUGAGUAGCAAGUUUCAUUUUCAUAAUACUAUUACAUUCCAACCUGGAUCUUCCACUGUUAGACAUAAGUGCAAUGUUUUAAAUAUUUUUGUUAACCUAAAUGGCUGUACUUUGAGUAACAGUAGUUAAUUGGGUAGACAGAAUGUUCCAGCCAAAGUCUUUGCAAGAGAUAGAAUAUCAGGUCCAUUCUUAACUUUCAGGUAUAAAAUUCCAAAUGCUGCUGGUAGAAUAAACUUUGAACUUAAAGGUCACCAUUGUUCUGACUGGUUUGACACGGCUCACUACUACUUCAUCUCUUGUGCCAUAUUCAUCACCAGUUUUCCCAUUGUCCUGCUUAACUUUGACAGAAUGCUAUAUUCCAGAUGUACAUUCACAGAAUUACAGGGUGAGGCAGUGAAACGGCAAGAUUUCGACUCCAGCAGACAGGUGUGAUGGAGGGUUAUGGGAGUGGGGGAAACUACCUUGAGCAUCUAGACAGGUGGAAAUUUCAGUAGCCCUGGAGUGUUGCCCCCUCGUGAACCAUGGACCUUGACGUUGGUGGGGAGGCUUCCGUGCCUCAGCGAUACAGAUAGCCGUACCGUAGGUGCAACUACAACGGAGGGGUAUCUGUUGAGAGCCCAGACAAACAUGUGGUUCCUGAAGGGGGGCAGUAGCCUUUUCAGUAGUUGCAAGGGCAACAGUCUGGAUGAUCGAAUGAUCUGGCCUUGUAACACUAACCAAAACAGCCUUGCUAUGCUGGUACUGCAAAUGGCUGAAAGCAAGGGGAAACUGCGGUCGUAAUUUUUCCUGAGGGCAUGCUGCUUUACUGUAUUGUUAAAUGACAAUGGCAUCCUCUAGGGUAAAAUUUUCCGGAAGUAAAAUAGUCCCCCAUCCGGAUCUCCGGGCGGGGACUACUCAAGAGGAUGUCGUUAUCAUAAGAAACAAAACUGACGUUCUACGGAUUGGAGUGUGGAAUGUCAGAUCCCUUAAUCAGGCUGGUAGGUUAGAAAAUUUAAAAAGCGAAGUGGAUAGGUUAAAGUUAGAUAUAGUGGGAAUUAGUGAAGUUCGGUGGCAGGAGGAACAAGACUUCUGGUCAGGUGACUACAGGGUUAUAAACACAAAAUAAAAUAGGGGUAAUGCAGGAGUAGGUUUAAUAAUGAAUAGGAAAAUAGGAAUGUGGGUAAGCUACUACAAACAGCAUAGUUAACGCAUUAUUGUGGCCAAGAUAGAUACGAA
Messenger RNA from Schistocerca gregaria, 4088 nucleotides. RefSeq names its product thymidylate synthase. The record is from RefSeq and is a predicted model, not a curated record. Gene Ontology annotation, molecular function: thymidylate synthase activity. The transcript has 4 exons. Lineage: Eukaryota; Metazoa; Arthropoda; Insecta; Orthoptera; Acrididae. Gene Ontology annotation, biological process: dTMP biosynthetic process. Gene Ontology annotation, cellular component: mitochondrion; cytosol. The coding region runs from base 104 to 1120 and encodes 338 amino acids.